Serpula lacrymans var. lacrymans S7.9 is the source of this 1268-nucleotide messenger RNA. RefSeq lists its product as uncharacterized. The coding region runs from base 40 to 711 and encodes 223 amino acids. NCBI's taxonomy places the organism in Eukaryota, Fungi, Basidiomycota, Agaricomycetes, Boletales, Serpulaceae. The record is from RefSeq and is a predicted model, not a curated record. The transcript has 3 exons.
GUUGAUGGCCUGCGCAGCGUAAGAAUAGCGUGUAUACCCAUGCCUCCUACCGUGACCCCCCAUUAUACCCUCCCCAAGUUCAACAUCCGAGUCGAGGAUCUCUCUCAUCCUGGAGCAGUCUUAUUCUUCGACAACGUGCAACCAGCGCUAGCCCUCAAAGAUGCCGUACUUGCCUCCUUCACCCAUCUCUACACGCCAAAGACAGUCCCCACGCAUGUGAAGCUGAUCACGCUCGUCCUUCGUUCUAUGGACGGCGUCGCGUACACAUUCGGAUCACACACUGAUAAGGAGAUCCACUUCUCGCUUGAUUAUAUCAAGGCCUCAGAGCAUCGUGCGCGGGAUGAGAUACUCGGUGUGCUAGUCCACGAAGUCGUCCAUUGCUUUCAGUAUAACGGAAAGGAUCAGUGCCCGGGAGGACUGAUCGAGGGGAUCGCAGAUUUUGUGCGGUUGCAUGCUGGCUAUGCUCCCCCGCACUGGCAGGCAGCAGGCGGGGACAGAUGGGACGCUGGAUACGACAGAACUGCUUAUUUCCUCGACUGGAUCGAGAAACAUAACGGAGAAGGCACCGUACAGAAGAUCAAUCAGCUGAUGAAGGAUAGGAAAUAUACCGAAUAUGUCUUUAUAGAGGCAACGGGUCAUGGGGUGGAUAAAUUAUGGAAGAUGUAUUGUGCAUUGCUGGACAAGAAGAGCCCCAAACUGACACCCAACUGAAUCACCAACUUUCUGACCACAGUACUCCAGAUAUAUAUGAGCAACAAUGUACAGUGCUAUAUCCACUAUACGAAUCAGUUUUAAACCUAAGACACGCAAACUCAGCAGAGAUAAAUAGAAAGAUAAACCACCACUAUCCCCAUUCCUCCUCCGAUUAACGAGCCAAGUCGUCGUCUUCAUCACCAUCACCCUCAUCGUCGAUAUCGAUUUCAGCCAGCUCCAGUCACUUCAAGUUGGACUGAGUUCCUACGGUAGGUUGCUAUCCCAGUCAUCUGCGUCGAGAUCAGGGUCCGUUGAAAUCUUGCUAGGAUCAAGAGCUAGACUUGAACUGGGACCUUGCUGUAGGAGGAUCGUCCAAAAUAAAGAGUCCGUGAACCAUACAAUCUUGAUUCCGCCACGUUUCCUUGCUGCAUCUACCUUGACUGUACCAUGCUGCAUUACACGGGUGUUAUUAGUGUGAAAUAUUCACAACGAAAAGACUAACAGUGCGACGAAACAACGUGUGUGGUUUAUAUAGUUUGGCUGCAUCGUGUCAUGAUCGUGGCUGUCUUUGCAUC